Molecule: messenger RNA, 5517 nt
Organism: Cladocopium goreaui
Lineage: Eukaryota; Dinophyceae; Suessiales; Symbiodiniaceae
Source: the annotation of a GenBank genome assembly
AUGACGCACUACAGCCCUCAAUGUCUUUUUGUUGCCGCCUCGAUAUCCCUGCUAUGUACAACCGGCCCCCGCGCUGAGGCGGCCCCCCUUGCAUUCAAAACAGAAGUCGAAGCCGAUUCCCCAUUGGCCUACUGGCGGUUGGGCGAACUUCCCCCUACCUCCACGGCCGCCGACGCUACUGGAAACGGCUUUGACGGAACGUACUCCGCGUCGGGGCUAACUCUGGAGCAACCCGGGGUACUCGGCGGCGACACGGCUGUGCAAUUCGACGGAACCGGCCCCGGCUCGGUAACGGUCCCGCACAGUGCCGGCCUCAACGUAACGCAAGUCACGAUGGAAAGUGUCAUCCGCUGGGACGGCGGCAACGGUACCCAACAGCGGAUCAUCGAGAAAUCGACCGAGCCCGGCUCAACCCGCCCCGUCUUCAGCCUGCAGGUUUUCGAUAACUCACACGUCAGGGUCGAACUCGGCUUUCUCGAUAUCGAGAACGAAGUGAUCGAACUCGACAGCCUGGGCACCAUCACGGUUGGCGCCCCCACUCAUUUGGCCGCCACGUUUGAUGGGUCGGAAAUCAAGCUCUACAUCAACGGUCUGCUGGACAACAGCGGGGCAUUCUCGGGCUCGAUCCGCACCGACACCGAUCGUCCCCUGGGGAUCGGCAACCAGGCCGAACGCGAGCGUCCCUUCAACGGCCUCAUCGACGAGGUGGUGUUAUACGACUAUGCGUUAAGCCCUGAACGAGUGGCGGCCCACUGGCAAGCCGUGCCCGAGCCCUCGACCGCGUUGCUGCUCGCUCUGGCAGUUCCGUCGUUCGCCCUGGCCGCAUUGCGAAAGCGAAACCGGAAGACUUCGGUGGUUCUGGCAGACGGGCCUCCUCCCAGGGAGAGCCCUGCCGCACCAGCCAAAUUUGGCGGCGGGAACUCAAUCAUCGUGAAACGAGACGCCCCGAUCUCCGGUACGGCAACCAGAAGCGGACUGGCCAAAUGGCACGUGAUAGUGUGCCUCGUCGCUCUGAUUGUCUUUGGCCUGCUAUUCUUUUCUUACCGUCACGAGAGCGGAACAACGCCACAAGCAGAUGGUACGCCACCGGUCACGCAGGCCAGAACCGUGGAGUUGCCUGCUUUCGACAGGGAUAGCUUCGUCGAGCCAAGUGAAAGCCCGACCAACGUCUUGGUCGAUCAGGCUUUCGAAAAUGUACCAGAGGACAACCCGGAGUCGGACGGGUGGACCACCGAGGUCUUGCACGCCUCUGUGAAACAGCAGCUGAAGGACUUCGGAAAGCUGCUUGAAGACCCGGCGAAGCUCGAUCUGGAGCAUCUACAGCCAUUCACGACUGAACUAGUUGCAGCCAGUUCGUUGAGGCCAGAACAGGUAACGACCGUCUAUGACGACCCUCGGGCUACCGUAAUUCGGUGGAACAAACCCUCGGCAACGCCAGAAGUGCAAGAAGGCCGAGACGCAUUGUUGCGGAACCUGCAAAGCUUCGCAUCGCUUUCCGAUGAGUACGACAAGGCUCGAGUAGAGUUCAAAGUUUUUCGCAUCGAAGCGGAGAACGUGCCAACGGUCACGGCGUUUGUCGAGUGGUCGUGUCACGGCGAAGCGUCCUCGCUGCAGCGAAACGCCACCUGGAAGUUUAACUGGAAGUUGCCUGAGAAGGGUUCGCCGCUCAUCGCAGGCAUUGAACUGGUUGACUACGAGGAAGUGUCUUGCCGCACAGAGGACGGUGUGUGGUUCAGCGACUGCACGGAAGCGGUUUUAGGGAACACCGAAUCGUUCACGCGCCAGUUAAUUCGUGGCGAACCAUUCUGGAAUGACCGCAUUCAAUCGUCGGUACACGCUACCUUCCUAGGCAUCCACGGGGGAUUGGCCCUUGGAGAUGUCAACGGCGACGGGCUAGACGAUGUUUACGUCUGCCAACCCGGGGGUUUGCCGAACCGCUUAUACCUCCAUCAGCCCGACGGGACCUUGAAAGACAUCUCGCGUUCAGCGCAAGUCGAUUGGAUCGACUACACCAGCAGUGCCCUCUUUCUAGAUUUCGACAACGAUGGCGAUCAAGAUCUGGCCGUGCUCACACUUCACGGCGUUGUCCUAAUGGAGAACGACGGUGCGGCCCGGUUCGUGGGACGCAGCACGAUCACGUCGCCCAACAAACCCACAUCACUUUCCGCCAGCGACUUUGAUCUCGACGGCGACCUGGAUCUUUACAUUGCUUGCUAUGGUCCCGAUUCGCUUAACUCCGCUGGCGAUGAACAUCGCAAGCCAUCCGAGUUCAUGUCUCCCGUGCCUUAUGACGACGCCAACAAUGGCUCGCCAAACUCGCUUUACCGCAACGAUGGCAACUUGGUUUUCACAGACGUCACCCAAGAGAUCGGUCUUGAUGCCAACAAUCGACGUUGGAGUUUUGCAGCCAGUUGGGAAGACUUCGACAACGAUGGCGACUCCGACUUGUAUGUGGCCAACGACUUCGGCCGGAACUGCCUCUAUCGCAACGAUGGCGGGACAUUCAAAGAAAUCGCUGCGGAAGCAGACGUCGAAGAUAUCGCAUCGGGCAUGUCAGUCUCCUGGGGCGACUACAAUAACGAUGGGCUGAUGGAUCUGUAUGUGGGCAACAUGUUCUCCGCGGCCGGCGGUCGCAUCACCUACCAACGAUCGUUCAAGUCUGGGGUAUCGGAGAAUCGCGUCGCAAAGUUUCAACGGAUGGCCCGUGGAAACUCGCUCUUCGAAAACCAGGGCGACGGAACCUUUCAAGAUGUCAGCGAGCAGGCGGCCGUGACCAUGGGCCGAUGGGCCUGGAGUUCCCGAUUCGGCGACGUCAACAACGAUGGCAAGGAAGACAUUCUGGUCGUGUCGCAGUCACCCCUAGAGUAUGGCGAGCAAGGUCAAGACGAGUACAUCAAUGCCUGGCGGGCACUUUAUGCCCAGGUCGAAGCAGGAUCUUCUUGGAGCGGGCGAGAACGAAACCGCUGCUUUCUGAACGUCGGAGCUGGCCGCUUUGCUAACACCUCGUCAGUUAGCGGAAUUGAUUUCGCAGAUGACGCCCGCGGCCUGGCUCUGGUCGACUGGGACCUGGAUGGCGAUUUAGAUCUCUGGUUUGCCAACCGAUCGGGCCCCACCCUGCGGUUCUUGUCCAAUAACGGUUCGCCGAAAAACAACUGGCUGCAGUUGAAGCUGGUGGGAACUAAAGAUAACCGAGACGCGAUUGGCGCUCGUGUCGAGGUCCAUACGAGCGGUAACGACCAGCAACGAAUCGUGAGAACCCUACGGGCCGAAGACGGGUUCCGAACGCAACCGACUAAAUGGGUUCACGUGGGGCUGGGGAAUGGCAAUAAGAUCGAGCGACUAACCGUUCGUUGGCCCAACGGGAAGACGGAAAAAUUCGAGGGGCUGAGCGCGAAUCAGCGGUUCAUCUUAGAGCAAGGCACCGCCGCGGCACGCCCGUUAGAUUCGGAGUUUCGGCAAAUUGCACUCGCCCCAGGGUCGGUGGCAACGCCCGAUCCCACCGAACAGGCUCGCAUCAUUCUGGCCUCCCGGGUGUUGAUGCCCGAGUUGCAAUACGCAUCGGAGGAUGGCAGUUCCUUCGAACUAGCGGCCACUGGCGAUGGGCCACUUCUCGUCACCCUUUGGGCCAGUUGGUGUCCGGUUUGCAGGAAAGAACUGCGUGGCUUUGCGAAAGAAGAAGCGAAACUCCGAGAGUUGGGCAUCAACGUUCUUGUCUUGAACGUCGAUCACUUGAGCGAUGCAGGCAUGUCCGAAGCAAACGAUGCUGAGGACGCUUUGGAAUCGAUUGGGUUUCCCUUCGAUUCGGCUUUGGCUACCGACGAACUCUUCUCGAAAUUGACCUUGCUAGCCCAACAUAUCGUUCCACGUCGCCAGCCUUUGCCUGCCCCGUGCAGUUUCUUGAUCGAUCCCCAAGGUUGGCUCGUUGCCAUUUACAAAGGCCCCAUCGGCCUCGAACAGUUGGGCCACGAUGCCUCAAUGUCCUUGCUCGACCGCCGGCAAGUGCGAGAUCUAGGCGUACCCUUCCGUGGACAGUGGUUGUUUCCCCGCACUUACGCCAAUCUCUCCGGGCUGGCGAAAUCAUUUCGAGAACAAGGCUACGAAACUGACUAUUUCCGAUUCCGGCAGGCUGAAAUUGACAUGUUCGCCGAAGUGCCGAAUCAAGCUGAGCAGCAGCGGGCCGCGGAACUUGCUCGUAAUUUGGCGAUUGACUACAACGAGCGAUCGAAUGAGCUUGCCAAAGAAGGAAAGCUUGGCGAGGCCAUCGCCGCACUUCAAGAAGCCAUUCGCCUCUAUCCCAAUUUCGCGGAAGGCUACAACAACCUGGGCACGAUGCUCUCCGCUCAGGGACGUUUGGAUGAGGCGGUUCCAUUCUUUCAGAAAGCACUUGAGAUUCGCCCAGAUUUUGUCGAUGUGGCCCUGCGUUUUACAGAAUGGGCGCGACCCUCAGUGCGUAGCCUGCCACUCCCAGAGGAGAUGGCCGGCAUACUUCGACCCGACGCGACGUUGUUCUGGUCGCUUGAACCCUCGGUGAGUCACGAUUACCUGGGGCAAAUCUCUGGCUACUACACCAGUAGUGAUGGCAUCCGCUACCACGAACUUCCGUUCGAAAAGCAGCACGAUGAGUUCCGCAUUCUGUCCUUGGGUGAAAGUACCACAUUCGGCUUUGGCGUGGUGAACGACGACACCUAUAGCGCUCAGCUCGAACAAAUCCUGAACAUCAACGACACCGACGUGGAGUAUCAGGUGAUCAAUGCGGGGGUGCCCGCCUGGAGUUCAUUCCAAAGCCUGAUGUACCUCAAAGAACGCGGCAUCGAGUUCCAGCCCGACGUCGUGCUGUUCUACCACGAAUUGAAUGACUACCUUCCUUCCAGCUGGCGAAGCUCGGAGAACACCGAGCAAUUGGGGCUCAGUAAGUCCGAUCGGGAGUUGUACGAAUCUCUUUCCGGAAAAGUCAGCCGAUUCCUGCUGGCUCACUCUGCUAUCUACCGAUUUCUUCAGUACCGAAUCGAAAGUUAUCGCCUGUCGCAAAUCACGGCUCAGCAACAAACCGACUCUGAAAAGGAGGCGGCCGAUCACUGGCGGUUGCAGGUCGAUGAAAUCGGACUCCCCAGCCGACUAGCCCCCGCGGAGGAAGGGGAGGUCGUCGAUCUAGACGAACGGCAAUUACCGCGUCGUGUAAGCCCCGAGGAACGGGAACAAACGCUGGCUGAGUUGGCUGACUACUGCGAUCAGCAGGGAAUCAAGUUGGUUAUGAUUCACCCCUCCUACCGCUUCACCCAGCCGCACGAAUGCUUGCUGACCGACUUCUGCAAAGAGCGUGGGAUACUCAUGUUCGAUGCCCACGAGAGCCUGCACCUGCCGGAGCUGACGUCCGAGGAACAGUUUCAGGACGACAUGCAUCCCACACCACGCACACACAGACAGCUUGCAGAAGACCUAUACAAGUUUCUUUUGGAGAAUGAGAUACUCCCCAAUUCAACUCAAAGCGCCGGCAAGGAAAAUCCAACCGGAGAUUAA